Messenger RNA from Cooperia oncophora, 822 nucleotides. Lineage: Eukaryota; Metazoa; Nematoda; Chromadorea; Rhabditida; Trichostrongylidae. The record is from the annotation of a GenBank genome assembly.
AUGCCUAGGAACAUCAGGCUGGUACGACAUAUACGUUUUAGUGCUUCAAAAAUGCACUUUAUCUACAAAACUCUUCGGAUACUCACAGUCAAUACAUCUAAGUCUGAUUAUUAUUACUGUAUGCAUAAAAUGGCUCGGGUAAAACAACUUUUACCAAGCGCAUCGAGACCUAAGACCGCCAUAAUACGACAAGUAAGGCCGUUUUGCAGGUUGGAAUGCAAGCGGCAUUCAUGGAGCGACCCGUUCGAUAAGGAACCUGCCACAAUAAAAGCUGUGAAUCGCAAAAGGCCCGGAGUGAAGGCAUGCAAGAAAUACGACAUUUACAAAGAACCACGGGCUGCGAAUAAAAUAGCGCAGGCCAGAGCAGAGGUACAUCUCGCAUGUCUUUUCGAGGAUACGAACCUCGCGGCGAUCCACGCUCGUCGAGUAACGAUUAUGCCUAGGAACAUCAGGCUGUCUAACGCCCUGCUGUCUCUUCAAAAGGCAGCAGAGGUACAUCUCGCAUGUCUUUUCGAGGAUACGAACCUCGCGGCGAUCCACGCUCGUCGAGUAACGAUUAUGCCUAGGAACAUCAGGCUGGUGCGACAUAUACGUAUUAGUGCUUCACAAAUGGCACUUUAUCUACAAAACUCUUCGGAUACUCACAGUCAAUACAUCUGUUGGGACAUUUAUUGCUACAUGUCCAACUUUUUUCAGAAGUCUGUUUGUUAUUACUGUAUGCAUAAUAAACCGUUGAGGAUCGAACGUUGCAUGGGGUUCGGCCUCGGUGACGUUAUCCUUUUUGCCUGCCACACCAAGGCACUAGUAGCCUCCCAAUCAUGA